AUUAACACCGUAUUUGAAAGAAUAGAAUCCAGUCGAUAAUACCACGGAAAAUUUCAUCUUAGCUGCUCUUCAGUGUUGGAGUCUUUUAAGGACAUUUCUCGAGGAAAAAGAAGGUUGAGAACCUGUCACGUUAUCUUUUUAAAUCCUGCAUAAUCAGGUAACGUUUAGGUAGAUACCAAGAUAUAAAUACGAUGGGUUUUCAUUUAUGUGCAAAGAGGCUGUGUUUGAGCUCUAGUAUCAUAUCCUUUGCAUGAUGUUGUACUAUGUAGCGCAGACUUAAUUUAGAAAAAGUUCAGUUAUCAUGAAUGAGUCCGACAAAACAUGGAAAUUGCUAAGUCGCUGGCAAAUUUGUGUAUGUUUGGAUUGUGUCUUCAAAAUACUCGAUUACUAAAUUUUGCCUGCUGUGCUUUCUUGAUCGAGCCAGCCUCGACCGAGACAUAUGCAUUUGCUCCAAAAGCUUCAUGGAAACUAAAUUCUUUCGGGAAAACGUUUGAUGCGGAGACCGUUAGGUAAACCAUAGAAACCAAACUUGUUGUUAUGGACGCCCUCAUAUUUACACCAUGUUGUGUGCAUCAGCUGAAACAUUAACGACGGUUAUCUAAGUGAUCCUGUCUAGAUCGUUAUUUUUUCAUGGAUGAGAUAUAAAAAUGUCAGGAAAAGGUCGAAAGGAGACAAGAUUUUCUUUAAAACGAAAAAGGAGGUACGUCCAAUAAGACGAAGAAUUAAAGGUAAUCUUUGUAAUCUUUUAUGGUGUUCAAAGCGGAUCUCUUUUCAAUCGAAAUUCAAUAUCAUGUAUUUUUGAGUGAAUCGAUACCAGGAAAUGUUCAGCAUGGUUUCCUUAGACGACUUAGACAUCGACUUCAUUGCGAAAAAUGGCGCUUUUAUCGAAGUUUACGAGGAAGAAAGAGCUUAAAAUAUAUUAACAGCUUGUCGACUUUCAUUUUCUAAUUAUGCAAAUUAGUCUUAGCAACAUGCUUAUCCAGGGGUGUGAGACUGAAACAAAAGCAGACAUAACAAAACAACAAUUAUCUUUCAGGAUUAGCUUUAGGCUGCGUUAUGCGGUAUAAUUUUUGAGUGAGGGAGAGAAAGAUUGUUUAAGGACGCACAGUUUUUUACCUUCAUGGACCAGUUCUUGAAUUGCGGAAAUGAGUAUAAUUGAUAAGCUUUCCUUUCUUGGUUGAACGAUAUUAACGGUUUCAAAGAUAACUUGGUAAAACUGUCCGCUAGCUCAACGGACAACUAUGUUUUCUAUGCUAAUGAAUUUGAAGAAUUAAAAGCCUUAUUCCUUUUAUGGCAUCGUACUUCGAGUCUUUGUUUAAAUUAUUCAUCACUUGUAGAUAUGUUGUUGUUAUUUUUUAAUUCAGCUUAUUCACGCCGAACAGUGACUUUCCCACUGAAACAUAAACUACCCAUUUCCUGUGGGACUGAUAUCAGAUAUUCAAUACAAACAAUCCAAUAACACCCUUCCCCUAUAUUUUCAGAAAACACUCAGUAGCCAUGGGAAAGCACCAUAUAAUGCUGUCUUACCAGUGGAACAAACAGGAUCUGGUGGAAAAAGUGUAUCACGGCCUACGUGAACACGGGAUAGAUGCUUGGAUGGAUACUCACGGUGGAGUCACGGGGAACAUUAAUGACAGGUGCGCGUGCGCUACGCGCGAAACUCGCAUUUACUUAUUGCCUCAUGUUUGUCUUUUCUGUUUUACCAUAUAAUAUAUUAAUGAAGUUUUAUUCAAGGGCAACUUUUUUAUCAACAAUCUAAAGCAUGUUAUUCGAAUGCAGUUGUGCUUUCAGUGAGCGACUGACUUCGAAACAACUGUUCACUGGUCAUCCGUCCGUUGACAUAAUCAGUUCAUUAAAUUGAUUUUACUGUUAACCGUAUGCCUUACCUGCGAUCAGAUGCUAUGUUUCCAUAGUCCAUAAUCCUUGCCGGAAACAAAAUGCUUAUUUAAUUUCACUAUUUCUAGCAUGGCCAAGGGAGUGGAUGGAGCGGCCGUCGUCUGCUGUUUCAUGUCAGCGGAUUAUUUCGUAAGUUUAGGAUUUUAAGUACAACUAACUCGGACAAAGCUGAUAAUUUUCUUACCUAGAUUUUGAUAACUGAUCCCUCACGAAACGAUUGACUCAACAGCCGGACCAGACUGUCAAAUUUCUGGGGGGGGGAGGGGGAGGGGGAGGAGAAAUUUAAAAAAGCCUAUCAUGUUUGAAUACAGUUCGCUUUUGUCCAUUUUAGGGCUCAAAGAACUGCAAAAAGGAAUUGAACUACGCAGACGCUCAAUCAAGAGCCAUCGUCCCUGUGAUGUGCGAGAAAGGGUUUAAAGCGACAGGCUGGUUAGGUGUUAUCACUGCUGGGCUUCUGUGGGUCGACUUUAGGUAAAUAAGCCACUUCUUCUUCGAUAUGAGCUCGUUUAUUGACAUUGUAUCAAAAAGGUUUCGUGUUUCACUCUGUUUGUCAUAUCAUGUUGUUGAGGGCCUCAUCAUGAAUGAAUACAGUACAUUUUCUUUCAUUCCUGUGCGAGGUGUCCACGCGGUAAUGUACAGCCCUGUCUUCUCGAAUCAAAUCUUUUGCGCCUGUGCGAGAUAACUGCUUCCUUUACGGUCGAUUUCUCUCAGACUGUUCUCUUAAGGCUUCUUAGCCUUCAUUUGAGUGAUUGCUUUUUUGUCUUAAUAAUAGGGAGGGAACUGUAUUCAAGAAUUCACUCGAGUCCCUAGUUAAGGAGAUAAUUAACUCCCUGGAGUCUGUGCCCGUAGAUGAUAUCAAGCUGAAUCCCUCGGAGAAGCCAAAAGCACCUGUCGCGAAUGCUCCAAAAAUCGAGAUAAAAAAGAAACCUGGACGAGCCUUCCAACACAAACUCACUGGAAAAUUCUUGGCGGAGUCAGGUACAAAAUCUCAUUUUAUGAGAAUUGACUCGUAGUGACAAGUUAACUCUAGGAGUUCUCCAAAUAACGUUCUCUGAUGACCAUAAGAAUAUUCAGUUUGAUGUUCUGAGUUCGGAUGUUCUCUUUCAAUCCAGGCCAAGUGAAGUUUCACCCAGCAAGUGGCAACCGCAGCACUUUGGUUAUGAGAGACCGAGCUGAGGAUACAAGCUACUGGGUCGAGGAAAAGCAGCCCAAGUCAGAGAUUCAUUUCUUCAAAAAUUACGCUACCAAUGGAUAUCUAGGUUAGUGCCAUAGAAACAGGUAUGUAAGAUUGGUGUGGAAAACGAAAGACGUUCUUCGAAUUUAGGCUGCAUGAGGCAGUAGAAAAGGUGGUUUUAUUAGCUUCAAUUUCAGUAUGUGAGUUUGUUUGUAACGUGAAGUAGUUAUUGAAAUAUCAGGGAAUUUUCAGUCCUUAGAAAAACUUAUCGUUCGCUAAAUCACUGUUGUUAUUUUCUUGACAGGAUAUGACCCCAACGGCGAUUACAUCUACACCAAGGGCCAGCAUUAUGGAGCAGAGGAAUGGGUUCUAAAGGCUGAUGACAAAUCCACAGACGGCCUCCGGGCGGUCGUGUUGUUUGCAAAUUAUGGCAAGAAGUACUUGGCAAUCAGGAAUGGGAAGCUCACUGGAGUAGCACAGUAUUCUCAAGACUGUGUUUGGAUUUUGGAUUAAGAUAAGUUGACGCAUCGGUCGACUCGGUCAGCGCUGUUUCAAAUAAUCAAUGUGUACGUAGUGACAGUCGAAAGCUGCUAAUUGAGAGCCCAGAUGCAAAUUAAAGGAGUUGUUUACAACAAAUGAUAAAUAACGUGAUUAUUUCGUCCCUUUUUGAAUAAUGAAAUCAACCUUUC
Messenger RNA from Pocillopora meandrina, 3759 nucleotides. The record is from the annotation of a GenBank genome assembly. NCBI's taxonomy places the organism in Eukaryota, Metazoa, Cnidaria, Anthozoa, Scleractinia, Pocilloporidae.